AUGAAAUGCGAUAUAGAUACCAAAGAAAAGGCGCCUUUCGGUAGAAUCUUAAAUGAUCGGGACGCAGACCGUGUCCCUGGCGCGGUCAUUCUCAACGAAAAGGCAGCACAUUCGGAGGAUCUAACUACAGGCCUGAAGCACGCGAAAGGCCACGACGGCGCGCUGGUCUUGAUACCAGAGCCGGCCAACGACCCAAAUGAUCCUCUGAACUGGCCACAGCCGAAGAAGCUUACGGUCGUUGUGAUUAUCAGUUUUGGCACCAUUCUGACAGCGGCUGUAUUCGGCCCACUCCUCAAUGCAGGCAUGGUUGUCCUUGCAACGGAGCUCAAUGUUAGCAUCUCCAAGAAGUAUGGGAAACGCUUGCUCUUCAACAUCUCGACACUCUUCGCUGCCGUUAGCUCCAUCAUUUGUGGCUGCGCCAGUACAUACCGCACCUUGCAUGCAGGACGGGUCGUUCAAGGAUUUUCAAUUGCGGCUUACGAAUCUCUCUGCUUCGUGAUUAUCGGAGACUUAUUCUUCGUUCAUGAACGUGGACUGUACGCUGCUCUUACCAGCCGGCUUCUUAUCGUCUGGUGA
Molecule: messenger RNA, 576 nt
Organism: Cladophialophora immunda
Lineage: Eukaryota; Fungi; Ascomycota; Eurotiomycetes; Chaetothyriales; Herpotrichiellaceae
Exons: 1
Coding region: 1-576 (191 amino acids)
Biological process (GO): transmembrane transport
Molecular function (GO): transmembrane transporter activity
Source: RefSeq, a predicted model, not a curated record